GUGACAAUUGUUGAAUGGUUGCUUGUUCACAUUUAUUGAAAGGGAAUUCUUCUUGCAAGCUAAGGGUCAGGACAUCAUCUCUUAUUUUCAAGGCAUUAAGGAUCCAAAAGUUAACCUGUAGAUUGAAAUUUAUAAGAUUUCUUAUCAUUUUGCUAGUUUAUCCUCUAUUUAUACAUGUUGCAACUUGGAUAUGUUGAUCGUUUAUUACAUCUAUUAUCUCUGUGUCGGACAAUUUCAAAUUAUGGUAAAUGAUGCAAUUUUGAUAAUUAAUUAUAUGCUAUGAAUAUAUACCUUUGGCUGCCUAAAAAUUUUUCACCCUUCAAAAAUUUCGAAUACCCAAAACUUAAAUCCUGGGCCCGCCAGCCGAUCAAGCUCUCCCGCGCCGCCCCUGCGCCGCUGUUCCCUUAACUUCUCGCGCCGCCGUCAUCUCCGCGCAGCGCCUCUGCUCCCUCCCUCCCUCUGGCUUCGCCGCUGGACGAGAGCGCGCAUCGAGACGGGGCCGGUUGGGCGCGGCUCUAUCUGCGCCUCUCCCCCGGCCAUAUUUCGUCCUCCUCUGGCCGGAUCUCACCCUGCGGCUCGUCCCGUGGCUGUCCUGCGCUGUUCAGAGUUUGAGCACAUGGUCUCUCCGUGCAUCAUUAAGAGACCGAGCCGCCAUCCCCCCAUCCCCUGCUAUCUGCUAAUUCAUUUGUUCUAGCCUUCAUAUUAGCCCAUGUUCAUUCCACAAUACUCCUACUUUAGUACCUUUGUACCUCAUUACAAUACCUGACACUCCUUAACCUGCUGUUACAAAUUAGGUUGAGCUGCUCGAUUCAAUCAAUAAAGAAGGGUGAAAGGCUACGUGAGCUCUUGCUGCAGCUAGAACAACUUACACCAGAAUCAUGGCGAGCCUUGCCGAUUCUUUUCUAGCGGAUCUUGAUGAACUGUCAGACAAUGAAGGCUAUCCUGAAGAAGACAAUGCUGAGGCAGCUGGUAUGGAGGAUGACGGUGAUGAUGAUAUGCCUGACCUUGAGUCUCUUAAUUACGAUGAUCUGGAUAGUGUCUCAAAGUUGCAGAAGACGCAACGCUAUAAUGACAUAAUGCAAAAAGUUGAAGAUGCACUUCAGAAAAGCACUGACUUCUCCAAUCAAGGUUCCAUCCUGGAGGAGGAUCCAGAGUACCAGCUUAUUGUGGACUGCAAUGCUUUAUCAGUAGAUAUUGAGAAUGAGAUAAUCAUAAUCCAUAAUUUCAUACGUGACAAGUAUAGGUUGAAGUUUCCUGAACUGGAGUCCCUCGUUCAUCAUCCGAUUGAUUAUGCCCGUGUUGUCAAAAAGAUUGGAAAUGAGAUGGACUUAACACUUGUAGAUCUGGAAGGGCUUUUACCUUCUGCAAUUAUAAUGGUUGUCUCAGUGACAGCAUCAACAACAAGUGGAAAGCCUCUUUCUGAGGAAAAUUUGAAAAAAACAGUUGAAGCUUGUGACAGAGCCCUUACGCUCGAUGCCGCAAAGAAGAAAGUGCUUGAUUUUGUAGAGAGUAGAAUGGGUUACAUUGCACCGAACCUUUCUGCCAUUGUUGGCAGUGCUGUUGCCUCAAAACUGAUGGGUACUGCUGGUGGUCUGGGAGCACUUGCAAAAAUGCCUGCUUGUAAUGUUCAGUUACUUGGUGCAAAGAGGAAAAAUCUUGCUGGAUUUUCUACUGCCACAUCUCAGUUUCGAGUUGGCUAUCUUGAACAAACUGAAGUAUUUCAGAGCACACCUCCAGCUCUGAGGACUAGGGCUUGCAGGCUUAUUGCUGCAAAGUCAACUCUAGCAGCAAGGAUUGAUUCAAUUAGAGGUGAUCCAACUGGAAAAGCUGGACGGAACUUAUUAGAAGAAAUUCGUAAGAAGAUUGAGAAGUGGCAAGAACCACCUCCUGCAAAGCUUCCAAAGCCACUUCCCGUUCCGGACUCUGAACCUAAAAAGAAGAGAGGGGGUCGUCGGCUUCGUAAAAUGAAAGAAAGAUAUGCGCAAACUGAUAUGAUGAAGCUUGCAAACCGGAUGCAAUUUGGGAUUCCAGAGGAGAGCUCUUUAGGUGAUGGCUUGGGGGAAGGUUAUGGCAUGCUCGGACAGGCAGGAAGUGGCAAGCUGCGUGUCUCAGCUGGACAAAACAAACUUGCUGCUAAAGUGGCGAAGAAAUUCAAGGAGAAGAGCUAUGGUAGCAGCGGUGCAACUUCAGGAUUGACAUCUAGUUUGGCAUUUACACCAGUUCAGGGAAUAGAGUUGUCAAAUCCACAGGCCCAAGGGAACCCGCUUGGAGGUGGAACUCAAAGUACCUACUUUUCUGAGACCGGUACAUUUUCAAAGAUCCGGAGGACCCAAUAGAAGCUGAUUUCCCCGUUGCAACCAUCUCAUCUCAUCUGCACUGCAGUUGUUGAAAUCGUUGGGACAUUGUUGAAAAAUCCAAAAAUCCAGCAUGUGAAUGUACCAAAGUCUUGUUUUUCAAUUGAAGCAAAAUCCAGAGAUUUUAUGAAACACGGCUUAGUUUUGCUUCAGGCACCUUUUCAAGCCGGGAUGUUUGCAAACCACUAGCCUGUUCAACCUAUUGCUAGUUGAGUUGAUACGUGUCGUACAUAGUCCCUGUGAAUCCCAGUUUGUAUUGUACUUCUUCCGUCCAUAAAUAACUGUCGUUUUCGCUU
This is a messenger RNA of Panicum virgatum (switchgrass), 2650 nucleotides long. RefSeq names its product U4/U6 small nuclear ribonucleoprotein Prp31 homolog. Gene Ontology annotation, biological process: spliceosomal tri-snRNP complex assembly; mRNA splicing, via spliceosome. NCBI's taxonomy places the organism in Eukaryota, Viridiplantae, Streptophyta, Magnoliopsida, Poales, Poaceae. Bases 879 to 2336 code for a protein of 485 amino acids. The transcript is spliced from 8 exons. Gene Ontology annotation, cellular component: U4/U6 x U5 tri-snRNP complex; U4 snRNP; precatalytic spliceosome. The record is from RefSeq and is a predicted model, not a curated record.